AUGUCAAUUGGUGCCCCACGAAUAUUAAUAUCGUUGCAAAGAGUUAAAGAGAAUGUUCCUGAUUUACCUCCAGAACUCUUCACCUUUUCAAUGGCCACACCACCACUAGUCAGCUCUCCACAGGGUAGACUUUUCUUAAGAAAAGAUAUAAAGCUUUUCGUGGUUAUCGCCAUCUCGUUGGUGCUCUACAAACUGUUUCUCAAUGCAUCCCAUCACGUUGUGCAGCUAAUAGUUGAUGUUGCAAAAUGUCGUCACAUACCAUUGCAUAAUGAUGAAGACAAUGAAGAUGAACGUCUGGAACUAGAAUUAUGGGAGUCAAACAAGGUGGUGUCGUUUAAUGACAACAUCACCAUUGUUGAAUAUUCUUCAUCAAUUAUAAGCUCUAAGGUGACACCAACAUGUUGUUGUCCAACCAGUAUAACUAUCUUAAAGCAAUGGCUUCGACUGAUUAGAUUCAAGAAAGCCUUACGUCAUUACGUCGUGCCAUUCUUGGGGUUGGUGGUUGUGCUCCCCUUAAUAUAUAAAUCUCCAAUGAUCUUAUUAACAACAUCUUCUACCAUUUAUAUCCAUGGGCCAGAGUAUCAGAUCCGCUUUGAUCAUGUUUUCUUGGCCACAAUCAUGGUUUCCUUAUUCAAUAAUUUUAAAUCAUUGAGUUUCAUGGCUCCACAGUUCCCUACCAUGACUCUUUUAUUAACCAAGUUCUGUUGGGCUUAUGGUUAUUUAACAUUAAUUUUGAGUGCCAUGACAUUACCAUUUUUCACCGAUGUCUUAGCAUGUUUCCUAAAGAUAAUGUGUGAUGCUAUCACUGAACGUAAUGAUAACGAAACAGGCAAUGGGAACGCUUUCCCAAUGCGGAAGGAAUACGAGCAAUUGCAACAAUUGGCUCAGCAGGCUACAGCUGCUGCUAACCCACCAGCUUUGCCUGUUCAUCCUUUGGACCCUUUAAGUGUUUUAGAAAUCCAACAUGUUUCAAAUGUUAUCAAGGCUCAUUUUGCUGGCGUUAACAUUAGUUUCAACACUAUUUCCUUAAAGGAACCUGCCAAAAAGGCUUACUAUGAUUGGAAGGAAAAGAAUGGUCCAAUUCCCCCAAGAAUAGCAUACUAUGUUAUUGUGAAAGACGGUGUUAAUGGUGUCACUGAAGGGUUUGUUGAUAUUCCUUCUUCAACAGUUUUGACUGUCAAAGUAUUGGAAGGUGUUCAACCAAUUUUGGCACCUGAAGACUUGCAAAGAACUGAAGAAAUUGUUAGAACUGAUCCGGAAGUCAUUAAACAAUGUGUUCUUUCUGGAAUUCCUGAAGAUGACAUGAAGAAUGUUUAUUGCGAUGCUUGGACCAUUGGUUAUGAUGAAAGAUGGGGUGCUUCAAGAAGAUUGCAACAAGCUUUGAUGUAUUGGAGAUCAGAUGAAGAUGAUUCCCAUUACUCUCACCCUUUGGACUUUUGUCCUAUCGUUGAUAUGAAUGAAGGUAAGGUUAUCUAUAUUGAUAUCCCCAACAGAAGAAGAAAGGUUUCUAAACAUAAACACUCCAACUUCCAUCCAAUCCACAUCAAGGAGAAAUAUGGUACACCUGAAAACCCAUCUGGUUACAGACAAGAACCAGAUACUCCAAUUAACAUUACUCAACCAAAUGGUGUUUCUUUCAAAAUGGAUGGUAACGUUAUGAAAUGGUCCAAUUUCUCUUUCCAUAUUGGGUUCAACUAUAGAGAGGGGAUUGUUCUUUCUGAUAUCACUUACAAUGAUCAUGGUAAGGUUAGACCAAUUUUCCAUAGAGUCUCUUUGGCAGAAAUGAUUGUUCCUUAUGGUUCUCCUGAUUUCCCUCAUCAAAGAAAACAUGCUUUGGAUAUUGGUGAAUACGGUGCUGGUAACUGUACCAACCCAUUGCACUUGGGUUGUGACUGUAAGGGUGUUAUCCACUAUUUGGAUGCCCACUUUUCUGAUCUGGCUGGCUCUCCAAUCACUAUCAAGAAUGCUGUUUGUAUUCAUGAAGAAGACGAUGGGAUUUUGUACAAGCAUUCCGAUUUCAGAGAUGGCUUUCAAACCACCAUCAAUGUUAGAGGUAAGAGAUUAAUCAUCUCUCAAAUCUUUACUGCUGCCAACUAUGAAUACUGUUUGUAUUGGACCUUCAGACAAGAUGGUACUUUGAAAUUGGAAAUUAGAUUGACUGGGAUCUUGAACACUUAUAUCGCUGGUGAAGGAGAAUCAGCUGGUCCAUGGGGUACUAUUGUUUAUCCUAAUGUUAAUGCCCAUAACCAUCAACAUUUGUUCUCUUUGAGAGUUCAUCCAAGAGUUGAUGGUGAUAACAACUCUGCUGGAGUUGCUGACUGUGCUGCAUCUCCUUUCAAGACUGGGUCCGUUGAAAACCCAUACGGUAAUGCAUUUUACUCCGAUAAGACUGUUUUCAAGACCGUCAAGGACUCUUUGACAGAUGGGUCAGUGAUUAGAACUUGGGAUCUCUUCAACCCUCAAUCCAUUAACCCUUAUUCAGGUAAACCCGCUUCCUACAAGUUGGUUUCCACCUUCUGUUCUCCCUUAUUGGCUCAAGAAGGGUCCUUGGUUAGAAAGAGAGCUCCAUGGGCUGCUCACGCUACCGAAGUCAUUCCUUACAAGGACGAUGCCUAUGGUUACGGUAGAUUGUACCCAUCAGGUGAUCAUGUUGCUCAAUGGUCUGGUGAUGGCGCCAGAGGUAUGAGAGAAUGGAUUGGUGAUGGUUCUGAACCAAUUGAAAACACCGACAUCAUCUUCUGGCAUACCUUUGGAAUCACCCAUUUCCCAGCCCCAGAGGAUUUCCCUGUCAUGCCUACAGAAAUCUUUGACUUGAUGUUGAGACCCAGACACUUUUUCACUGAAAACCCUUGUAUGGAUAUCAAACCUUCUUAUGCCAGAACUACUAAGGAAGUUAAGGCUGGUAAGACCAAUGAGGAUCCAACUGUGGUCAUUAAGGAUUCAACUUCUGUUCACGCUUUUGGCGAAUCUUGUUGUAAGAAAUAA
Messenger RNA from Lizanozyma spartinae, 2985 nucleotides. RefSeq names its product Amo1p (gene AMO1). Gene Ontology annotation, biological process: amine metabolic process. The transcript has 3 exons. Lineage: Eukaryota; Fungi; Ascomycota; Pichiomycetes; Serinales; Debaryomycetaceae. The coding region runs from base 1 to 2985 and encodes 994 amino acids. Gene Ontology annotation, molecular function: copper ion binding; primary methylamine oxidase activity; quinone binding. The record is from RefSeq and is a predicted model, not a curated record.